Rotaria socialis is the source of this 342-nucleotide messenger RNA. Lineage: Eukaryota; Metazoa; Rotifera; Eurotatoria; Philodinida; Philodinidae. The record is from the annotation of a GenBank genome assembly.
AUGGCAUCUAACAGCGGUAAACGUUGCACAUUAUCGAUUGAACAAAAAUUGAAAAUCUUAGAAGCACUGAAAUCCAAAAAGGCAGACGAUGCGGCUAAACAUUUCAACAUCGGCUAUUCUAUGGUGAAGAAGAUAAGGCAAAACGAAGAAGAAGUCGGAAUUGUUGAUAAAUCGAUGCCAGGUGUCUCUCAUAAAGAUGGGCUGAUGCAUCUUUCGAUGGUUCGCAAGUAUUUGGAAGAGAAUUUUACAGAUUACAAUUCAUAUUAUGAUGUUGAAUAUAUGAUCGAAAAGAACGCUUUAAUUAAUCGUACUCAACGUAAAAUCACGGAUUUCUUUAAGUAA